CCGGAGCCUCAGACCCUGCGUCGGGAGCGCGGCCGCGGGCCCCGAACUGGCGGAGGCGCCGCUCGCGGAGGCUGCGGGCGACCAGAAGCGAACCCCGACGGCGGCCGGGAUGGCGCCCGCAGCUUCCCCCGCCGCUCGCUCCCCAGCACCGUCCCGGGUCGGCGGCCACCGGCCCCGGCGGCCCCUCCGACCGCCCGCACGCACCCCGCUCUCUGGGAACGCCGUCGGCCGCCUGCCCCACCGUCGCCGCUGCCCCUGCGGACAAGGAUUCGGGCACGGCGGGCGAACCGACUCGGCCCGGCCCACACGUUCCCGCCAGCGCCGCCGGGCGCCCGCUCCAGACCCCGCGGGCGGCGCGCGCUACCUGCUGCAGGUACUGGUUGAUGGUGAUGUGCGCCAUGGCCGCUCUCUCCGCCGGAAGUGGGCGGGGCCGCGCGCCCGGCCUCGGCAGCCGCACUUCCGGCCCGAAGUCCGUCCCUUCCCGCGUGUCCCCCGCCCCGCCUUCUCCGCACGCGGGUUCCGGAGGAAAAGAGUCCGCCGGAGCGUGCGCCCGGGGCCGGCAUGGCGGCGCGCCCAGGCUGAGGAAGGCUGGGCCCUGCGCUGCGAUUCGCCGCCGUCCCUCCGCGGGGACGCCUCGUUCGCGCCUCUCGGGAGCUCGGCUCGCCCCUCGCCCCGACCCCUGACCGGGCCUGCGCCCCGCCGCCGCCGCCCACCCCCUCGACCGUUGCCAGGGCCCCACGGAGCGCCGCGGCCCGGGGCGGCGUCGGGGUCAGACCGGGGCCGGGGUCGCGCCGGGCCGCGGGGCGGCGGUUGGGCGGCCGGGGCGGCGCUGACGGAGGCCCGCCCGCCCGCGCGGCCGGGGAGGCGGGACGGGGCGGGGCGCGCGCUGCUUCUCGGCCGCCGCCAUGGCCGACGAGACCCCCAGGAAGGGCGCCCUGUCGGCGCUCGUCGGACACACCAACGGCCUCACGAAGCCCGCGUCCCUCGCCGCGGCCGCCGUGUCCUCCAAGCCCGGCGGCGGCGGCUCCAAGAAACUAGUCAUCAAGAAUUUCCGAGACCGAGGCUGCCCGACAACUACACGCGGGACACCUGGCAGCAGCUGCACGAGGCCGUGAGGGCCAUCCAGAGCCGCACGUCCAUCCGCUACAACCUGGAGGAGCUCUACCAGGCUGUUGAAAAUCUCUGUUCUCACAAAGUUUCCCCAACGCUGUACAAGCAGCUGCGCCAGGUCUGUGAAGAUCACGUCCAAGCACAGAUCCUCCAGUUCAGAGAAGACUCACUAGAUAGUGUUUUAUUUUUAAAGAAGAUUAACACGUGCUGGCAGGAUCAUUGCAGACAGAUGAUCAUGAUCAGAAGUAUUUUCCUGUUUCUGGACCGCACAUACGUCCUUCAGAAUUCCAUGCUUCCUUCUAUCUGGGACAUGGGAUUGGAACUCUUUAGAAACCAUAUCAUUAGCGACAAGAUGGUUCAGAGUAAAAGUAUCGAUGGAAUUCUGCUCUUAAUUGAACGAGAGAGGAACGGCGAGGCGGUGGACCGCAGCCUGCUGAGAAGUCUGCUGAGUAUGCUGUCUGACCUGCAGGUAUAUAAAGAUUCAUUUGAACUGAAAUUUUUGGAAGAAACUAAUUGUUUAUAUGCUGCAGAAGGCCAGAGAUUAAUGCAAGAAAGAGAGGUUCCAGAGUAUCUUAACCAUGUAAGUAAGCGCUUAGAGGAAGAAGGAGACCGAGUGAUCACGUAUUUAGACCACAGCACACAGAAGCCGCUCAUCGCUUGUGUGGAGAAGCAGCUGUUAGGAGAACAUUUAACAGCAAUUCUGCACAAAGGGCUGGACCACCUGCUUGACGAGAACAGAGUGCCCGACCUCACUCAGAUGUACCAGCUCUUUAGCCGUGUGAAGGGCGGCCAGCAGGUCCUGCUGCAGCACUGGAGCGACUACAUCAAGACUUUUGGGACAACAAUCGUGAUCAAUCCUGAGAAAGACAAAGAUAUGGUACAGGAUCUGCUGGGUUUUAAGGACCGGGUAGACCACGUGAUAGAGGUGUGCUUCCAGAGGAACGAGAAGUUCAUCAACCUGAUGAAGGAGUCCUUCGAAACGUUCAUCAACAAGAGGCCAAACAAGCCCGCGGAGCUGAUAGCAAAGCAUGUUGAUUCAAAACUGAGAGCGGGUAACAAAGAAGCCACGGACGAGGAGCUGGAGAGGAUUCUUGACAAGGUCAUGAUCAUAUUCAGGUUCAUCCACGGGAAAGAUGUCUUUGAAGCAUUUUAUAAAAAAGAUUUGGCAAAAAGACUUCUUGUUGGGAAAAGUGCCUCAGUAGAUGCUGAGAAAUCGAUGUUGUCCAAGCUAAAGCAUGAGUGCGGCGCCGCUUUCACCAGCAAGCUGGAAGGCAUGUUCAAGGACAUGGAGCUCUCCAAGGACAUCAUGGUCCAGUUUAAGCAGUACAUGCAGAACCAGAGCGAGCCAGGCUCCAUAGAUCUGACCGUGAACAUACUUACGAUGGGCUACUGGCCAACGUACACGCCCAUGGAGGUGCAUUUGACGCCAGAGAUGGUUAAACUUCAGGAAGUAUUUAAGACGUUUUAUCUCGGAAAGCACAGUGGCCGGAAACUUCAGUGGCAGACGACACUGGGACAUGCUGUUCUCAAAGCAGAGUUUAAGGAAGGAAAGAAGGAGUUCCAGGUGUCCCUCUUCCAGACGCUGGUGCUUCUCAUGUUCAACGAAGGGGAUGCGUUCAGCUUUGAAGAAAUAAAAAUGGCCACGGGGAUAGAGGACAGCGAGCUGCGAAGGACGUUACAGUCCCUGGCGUGUGGCAAAGCACGAGUUCUGAUUAAAAGUCCCAAAGGCAAGGAGGUGGAAGAUGGGGACACGUUCACGUUCAACGGGGAUUUCAAGCACAAGUUGUUCCGGAUAAAGAUCAACCAGAUCCAGAUGAAGGAAACCGUGGAGGAGCAGGUCAGCACCACGGAGCGUGUGUUCCAGGACAGACAGUAUCAGAUCGAUGCGGCUAUCGUCAGGAUAAUGAAGAUGAGGAAGACUCUCGGUCAUAACCUUCUAGUUUCUGAAUUGUACAAUCAGCUGAAAUUUCCAGUAAAGCCUGGAGAUUUGAAAAAGAGAAUUGAAUCUCUUAUAGACAGAGACUAUAUGGAGAGAGACAAGGACAAUCCGAAUCAGUACCACUAUGUGGCCUGACGUGUUUUUCUCUCAGCAAGACACUAGAAUGUACCUUCAGAGCAGUGACGCGCUGCCGUGCUGUUUCCAGGACUUCUGACGUGGAGCCAGCACGGAGACUCUGGGAUUCGAAGGAAAAGAGAUGAUUCUCGGGUUGCCCUUUACAAAGUUCAUGGGUUUGCAAACGACAUAUGUAACUUUCCCUCCAGUUCUCCUCUUACCCUCUCGGUGUUCAAAUCGUUUCUGUUGCUCGGAUGCAGAUUGAGUUUGCGAUUGGACGAGAAGAUGUUGGUUAGAAGAGUUUCCUUUGUGAGAUGUUGCUCUUGAGGCAGGAAGCUGAAGGUUUGGCUUGGCCUGUGUGCGUGUGUGCGUGUGUGUGUGCGUGAUCACGAAUGCACAGCGCAGAGACUCUCCGGGCUGCAUUUGCGGGCUGCGGGGGGCUCAGGCGGACUCCUGAAGGCAGGCUCUUGCGGUUGGCAGGACGCCUAGUUAGAAGCGAGAGCCCUGCGUGGGCGAGCAUUAGGAGGAAGCGGUCGGUGUCAGACACUGGCUCAUCGAUUAUGCAACCCAAAACUGGCAUCUGUUUGUUUCCUGUAUCUUCCACACGUCUUCGCUCUGAUGACUGACUAGAGCGAGGUUUCUCCGUGAGACUUCUCUCGUGUGCCAGGACAGCACCAGGCCGGGCGUGUCUGCCGCGGGAGCCGCGCGCGUCUUUGUUCUUCUUCCACUGAGUUGUUGUGAAUUUUCUGUUCAGGGGCUUGGGGGACGUUGUUUGUGUGUGUGCAGAUUGCGUCGAGCAGCCCCUGUUUUUGCGUCGGGGGAGCUGCUGUUUGAUUUAAUUGCUCGAAUAAAGUUUGGUUUCACUGCCCUGCACGGGGAUGGCCGUCGCGCUCUGUGCUGGGGCCACUGUAAAGUUUUCCAGGAGACUUCAAGUCUUGCUAUUGGAAGCAGAGGUUAUUUUGACAAAAGAUUAAAAGGAUUUUGUUGGCACCUGGUUUCAUGUUGUGUGUAUAUAGGUGAGGCUGAGCAGGGGACAACGAUAUUAGUGCCGUAACUGUAACAAAGAUACUUUUCUGGUAACAUUUAAAAGUACUUUAUAUUUUACAUAAUAGCAUGUUUCAUUUUGAUUAAAAGCUACCAAAGGAAUUUUGAUCAUGGUAUAAGUGUUUAAAGCAAUAUUUUCUGGGAUAUACCAAGUUUAUAUAAUUUAAUUUUGUGCUAAAUAAUUAAAAAUUUCUCCCUUUUUGAAACAUGCGUGUUUAAAAUACGACAUCUUAUGAGUUUCCAUGUGAAAAUCCUCACUCUUGAAGUAUCAUUAUUUCUAUAUUUGUAAAUUUUCAUUUGUCUGUUCUAUACUGCAUGGUCUGUAAGAGACCAGAUAGAUUUCUACUUCUUAAAUUUUACGUUCAUUGUCUCUAGAAAUUGUUAAUCUUGUAAUUUAAUGUAGACUUAACUCUGAAUAAAAUUAGUUUAAUUGGCCUUAAAAUUACAUUAAUAAAACUUGCGGUAUGCAAACGA
Lutra lutra (Eurasian river otter) is the source of this 4681-nucleotide messenger RNA. RefSeq names its product cullin 4A (gene CUL4A). NCBI's taxonomy places the organism in Eukaryota, Metazoa, Chordata, Mammalia, Carnivora, Mustelidae. The record is from RefSeq and is a predicted model, not a curated record. The transcript is spliced from 20 exons. Gene Ontology annotation, biological process: ubiquitin-dependent protein catabolic process; DNA damage response; protein ubiquitination. The coding region runs from base 110 to 3184 and encodes 1024 amino acids. Gene Ontology annotation, molecular function: ubiquitin protein ligase binding. Gene Ontology annotation, cellular component: Cul4A-RING E3 ubiquitin ligase complex.